Naumovozyma castellii is the source of this 531-nucleotide messenger RNA. RefSeq names its product 60S ribosomal protein eL6 (gene RPL6B). The transcript has a single exon. The record is from RefSeq and is a predicted model, not a curated record. NCBI's taxonomy places the organism in Eukaryota, Fungi, Ascomycota, Saccharomycetes, Saccharomycetales, Saccharomycetaceae. The coding region runs from base 1 to 531 and encodes 176 amino acids.
AUGAGUGCUCAACCAGCCCCAAAGUGGUACCCAUCCGAAGAUGUCUCUGCCCAAAAGAAGACUAGAAAGGCUUCCCGUCCACAAAAGUUACGUGCCUCUUUGGUCCCAGGUACCGUCUUGAUCCUAUUAGCCGGCCGUUUCAGAGGUAAGAGAGUCGUCUACUUGAAGCAUUUGGAAGACAACACUUUGUUGGUCUCCGGUCCAUUCAAGAUCAACGGUGUCCCAUUGAGAAGAGUCAACGCCAAGUACGUCAUUGCCACUUCCACUAAGGUUGCUGUCGACACCGUCGACGUUGCCAAGUUCAACGUGGAAUACUUUGCCAAGGAAAAAUUGACCAAGAAGCAAAAGAAGGAAGCUAACUUGUUCCCAGAACAACAAGUCAAGGAAAUCAAGACUGAACGUGUGGAAGACCAAAAAAUCGUCGACAAGGCUUUGUUGGCUGAAAUCAAGAAGACUCCAUUGUUGAAGCAAUACUUGGCUGCCUCCUUCUCCUUGAAGAACGGUGACAAGCCACAUUUAUUGAAGUUUUAA